AUGGUUGGAUAAAUAAAUAAAUAAAUAAAUAAAUAAAUAAAUAAAUAAAGCAAAUAAAUAAAUAAAUCAAUAGCUACCUAUUCUAAUAAUCAAUUGUUUUUAAGCUUACCUAGACAUGACAAAUUAAAUCAAUUGGCUAAAGAGCAAGAGGGCAAAACUGUUACUUAGUUAUUUACAUUAUUAUUUUUUAUUUUAAAUAAAUAAGUAAAGGUGAUCUUAGUGAUAGUAUUUUUAUAUACCUUCAAAAGUAUUUAGAAAUUAAUAGAAAAUUAUAUUUUUAUUUUACUUUCUUAUAUUAUUUCAUGUUAUUAUGUAAUCUAUUUAUUUUACUUAGUAAUAUAAUUAAGAUAGAUGAUUUUCAGUAUUAUAAACAAUUAAUUUAAUUGGGCGUAUAAUAGAAUCUAAUAUAAGAAAGUUUUAUAUAUAUUAAUUUAUAUAAUUAAUAAUACUAAAUAAUAUUAUAGUUAGCUUUGUACAUCUUAAUAUUAAGUAUAUAUUUAUUUUUUAAGGUAUUCAUUAUAAAUCAAAUAAGAUUAAAUGCAAAUCUUCUAAAUAUUAAUAAAUCAUGUCAUUUUGUUAUUUAUUUAGUUUGUUAUUUCGUUAGUUAGUUAGUUAAUUGGUCUGAUCACUUUAGAAUCCAUAAUCCAGCUUCUUAUUAAUAAAUGA
Messenger RNA from Tetrahymena thermophila SB210, 666 nucleotides. RefSeq names its product transmembrane protein, putative. The record is from RefSeq and is a predicted model, not a curated record. Lineage: Eukaryota; Ciliophora; Oligohymenophorea; Hymenostomatida; Tetrahymenidae. The transcript has a single exon.